AUGAAAGUUACGCUAAAAGAAUGGAACGCUGUCGCAACCUGGCGCUGGGAUAUGCCAGAAGAUGAAGUCUGUGGUAUCUGUCGCGUCCAGUUCGAUGGGACUUGCCCGACCUGCAAAUUUCCCGGAGACGACUGCUCAUUGCUGCUUGGGAAGUGCGGCCACUCCUUCCAUAUGCAUUGUCUCAUGACUUGGAUUCAACAAGAAUCUUCGAAAGGACUUUGUCCCAUGUGCCGACAGAAAUUUGAAUGGAAACAAAACGACGAAUGA
Molecule: messenger RNA, 267 nt
Organism: Aspergillus puulaauensis
Lineage: Eukaryota; Fungi; Ascomycota; Eurotiomycetes; Eurotiales; Aspergillaceae
Gene: APC11
Product: anaphase promoting complex subunit 11
Exons: 4
Coding region: 1-267 (88 amino acids)
Biological process (GO): positive regulation of mitotic metaphase/anaphase transition; anaphase-promoting complex-dependent catabolic process; protein ubiquitination
Cellular component (GO): anaphase-promoting complex; nucleus
Molecular function (GO): ubiquitin protein ligase activity; cullin family protein binding; zinc ion binding
Source: RefSeq, a predicted model, not a curated record